AUUGAAGCUGUUUCAGGUAGUACUUUUCAUUUUUCAUUUUUCAUGGUGCAGUUUAAUUUUUUCAUACAUGCAAGAACCAGGAUUCACAUUCGCUCUUUUGAUGUGGCACUACAGGUAAAAAACUGAGAGGGGUUUUGCACGAGAUUCUAAAUCCGAAUUCAAUUUUGAACCUUCAAAAACAACAGCGAGCGCAGGAGAAUGGCAUCGACGAGGAUGGUGCAGCUCCACCAGCAGAUAUCUUACCGCCAAACCUCACUGAAGCUCCCGCUAUGUCUAUUCUGGGUGUCCCCGACCUUUUCGUCGAGGCGGCACAUCCACUCUCAGCUGUCCACGGCUAUUUUCACACUGCCUUGCUUGAGUCUGAAGCUUUCCGACGAUGGAAAAUCGAUACAAACGACGUUGACCGUCUUACCGCUUUGACCUGUACCAGUAGUAACCUGCUGACACAAGCUUGCGGGUGC
Molecule: messenger RNA, 461 nt
Organism: Amoebophrya sp. A25
Lineage: Eukaryota; Dinophyceae; Syndiniales; Amoebophryaceae
Source: the annotation of a GenBank genome assembly